AUGGUGUCAGAUUCCAGCGGGGAAGUGCAUGCCGAAGAGGAUUCCCCGCAGCAAUGGCUUCAGCGCCUGACCGUAAAGGUUGAGCCCGGCCAGGAUGAACCAGCCAAGAAGGGCAGCACGGCUGCCUCUAUCGUUUUCUCUGAACGGCAGGAGGCACAGACUUGGGAUCGCGGGAGAAAGCGUGGCAAGAGCAGACGCAGCGACGGUGAAAAACGGAGGAAGAGCCACGGUGCUGUCGAGAAGCCUCCGAAAGAAGAGAGCAUUCUGUUUCCGAGGGAAGCCCCGGUGUAUGUACCUGCGCUCGCCACGUCGCAGCUGCCCUUCGGCUCGUCCCAGCUAGUGCGUUCAGGAGAAGAGACAUUUUCAGCUGACCAGCUGCAGCUCCUCGACUUGGCGGCACCCGGGGCAACAGGUCUCUGGCGCAUGCAUACGAAGAGCGGCGUAAAUUACCGGAAAGGGCCGUUUACCACGGAAGAGAGGCUGAUAGUUGAGGAAGCCCUGGAGCAGUACGCUCAGAGGGAGGGGUUAGAGUCCUUAGAAGAGGCUGUACGGAGCCUUUCUGGGAAUAUAGGACGGAAAACUAGCGGCCGUUUCCACUCCAUUGCGCGGUGUUUGCCGGAGAGGCCCUUUAUAUCGGUGUACGGAUACAUUCGCCGCCGCAUCACGGGCAACGCGAAGAGGGGUCCAUGGACGGCAGAGGAGACGCAGCAGCUCGUUCAGCUCGCGAAGCGCAUCCCUCCGUCCAGAGGCAGGUGGGUUAAGAUUGGGGCUGUUCUGAAUCGCAGGCCUGUGGACGUUUGCGACAAGUGGCGCUUGGUGCAGCCGCGACUCAGUCAGCACGCAGCAGAAGCACCGCUCGAGGCUCUAGAAGACAAGAGCAGCGCGACCACAGAAGCGGAUGCAGAGGCCCCUGUGAAUUCUCAGAAUAGAGACGCUGUCGCCACGGCGAGUUGUGCUGCUGGGCCAGGUUCAGGGCAGCUUGGAGAGGCUGCACGGGAGCAGCUGCUGCGGGAGGUGCAGCGGAAAACGGGAGAGGACCUGCCGUCUUUUGGAGUUCCAUGGCGCCGAAUUCAGGAGGAGUCUUUUCCUCUGUGCGCGCACUCGUUUUUGCGGCGAAUUUACGCCCUCUCUGUGGUCCCUGACGAGCUGGAGCGACGCAUGGGAGUGGACCCCCGUCCCAUUAUUUUGCGGCACAUCCUGCGCUGCUUUCGCAGAUUAGAGGAGCAGCUUCCCGCGCGGCUUCGAGGGGUUGAGUGGCUCGACAUUCUGCCGUUCGUGCCUGCGGGUCUGCAGUACAAUGUUGUGCGCACUGCUUCUGCCCACCUGAUUCGGGUGGAGGGGACUUCCGUGGACGCUGUAGUGCCUCAGCUGAUCGAGGAACAUCAGAAGAGUAUGGAUGCAAUGCGGAAGAAGGAUGCUCGGCGGCUUCUGCGCGCGGCGCUGCCAGUCAGUGUGCAGGAAAGCCUGGAGGCGAAGGUCCGCGCUAAGGCGGCGCUGAAGGGCUGGCCCGAGAAGACUGUCAAAAAGAAGGUGCGGAAGAAAAUAAGAAAGGCAGCUGUGGAGGAGCUGGAGAGGCUUAAAGACCGACUUAAGGAAGUCAGAGCCUUCCCGCUAAAUGCACCACCCCGCGGGAAAGGUCAGCGCGCACUGGAGAGCACUAGUGGCACCGAUUUUGGCUUAGGCGGAGACUCCGCUAUGGAGGCGCCCGCUGCCCUUCUUGAUGGGGGGGUUGACGCGGAGACUGCGGGGCUGCUGGCCACGCCGUUUUCACAGGCUCCGCAGCUGCUUCUGCAUGAAGCACGCAGGCAGAAUGGCGGACCAAGAGCGUUGGGACGGGAAGAGUGCAGUGGGCGGCACGAGGAGGAGGAAGAGGAAGCAGACACAACGGGGGGAGCUACACAGAACAAAUCACGAGCCUGCAAGUCGAAAGGAAAUGAGCUGCGGGAAGAGGCAGAGGGCUUAAUUGUGUCGUCUUCUACGGAAGACCGUGAGCAGCAGAGGGCUAGAGCGCUGAAGAGGCAGCGAGCAGGUGCAUCUGCGCUUGUGGCAGCGGGACCCUUAACAAGAGUGUCGGCGAGGGACGAGAGCAGGGCGCAGAAAGUAUGCUUCGAUGAGGCUGCAGACGUCAGUUCUAAGCGAAAGAAGAAACGGAGGGUAACUACAGAGGGCGACUCAGCGGCAGAGGGCACGGAAAAGCGAAAAGAGGCGCAAAGGGGACAAAUGGGAGAAGGGAGAGGCCGUUAG
Messenger RNA from Cyclospora cayetanensis, 2244 nucleotides. RefSeq lists its product as uncharacterized. The coding region runs from base 1 to 2244 and encodes 747 amino acids. Gene Ontology annotation, biological process: regulation of DNA-templated transcription. The transcript has a single exon. Gene Ontology annotation, cellular component: nucleus. Gene Ontology annotation, molecular function: DNA-binding transcription factor activity; transcription cis-regulatory region binding. The record is from RefSeq and is a predicted model, not a curated record. NCBI's taxonomy places the organism in Eukaryota, Apicomplexa, Conoidasida, Eucoccidiorida, Eimeriidae.